UGCUGAGCCGCUAGUUCAGUAUCUGCUACACCAGAUUGUUCAUUAGUAGGUUCUGUCUCUAUGGGGGAUGUAUCUAUGUUUGUACUGAUUAUAUGCAUAAACAUACAGUUAGAUGUGCCUACAUAAUAAUACAGAUAUUUCUGCACAAUCUCAGUUCACACCCUGGAAGGUGAAGAAGAGGAGGAGAAAAUCUUUAAAGAUGAAGCCAAUUGAUGAGGGGACAGAGACGGAGUAUGGGCUGCUGAAUUUAACCAUCUCUGGCUACGACAUGAACCUCAUUUCUAGAUAUGCCCAGUACGCCCAUCACCUCUGCAACCGCCUCCGGGUUCACGUCUGCCGAAGUUAUGCUUUGCCAACAAAGACCACAGAGAUCUUGGUAACAAAGGACCACAGCACUAAGAUGGUGGUGGAUGCUGUCCUUAAGACCCACUUUCGUGUCAUUCAAAUCAAGGGCUUGAGUGCCACCAUUUGUCCUGUUUUUUUUGAAGUCCUGCUGAAAAACCAGCCAGAGGGAGUUGAUCUGUUGGUGAAGGAGCACACAGAGGCUGAUUUCAGGGCACGCUUCAAAUCUCGCCCGGAGAUGGAGGAGCUCCUAGCAAAGCUGAACGGCUAACUGUCAUAGCCUGCUGCCCAAAGCUUGCCAAUGUAGUCUCCCAUUUUCCUGGUCUGAAGCAAGUAAAUACAUUUAAUAAAAGUAUGUUAUUAAGAA
Messenger RNA from Paramormyrops kingsleyae, 709 nucleotides. The record is from RefSeq and is a predicted model, not a curated record. Lineage: Eukaryota; Metazoa; Chordata; Actinopteri; Osteoglossiformes; Mormyridae.